Molecule: messenger RNA, 1413 nt
Organism: Bufo bufo (common toad)
Lineage: Eukaryota; Metazoa; Chordata; Amphibia; Anura; Bufonidae
Gene: AIDA
Product: axin interactor, dorsalization associated
Exons: 11
Coding region: 184-1116 (310 amino acids)
Biological process (GO): determination of ventral identity
Cellular component (GO): membrane
Molecular function (GO): phosphatidylinositol binding
Source: RefSeq, a predicted model, not a curated record
GAUGGGCGGUGGAGCUUCCUGUCUCUCGAUGUGAUGGGCUUGGCCGCGGAGGAGGGGCAGCGAGAGCAUCAGCAGCAGGCAGCGGCGGGACCGGUCCCGGGACGUCUGUACCUUUCCUGGACGAUGCACAGCUGAGUGGUGGCGAGCUAGUCCCUGGCGGGCUGGGUGUGUCCUGCCCCAGCCAUGAGCGACCUGAGCAAGACCCUGCAGAAGUGGAACGCAAGCUUCAGGAAGGGCACGGACUUCGACUCGUGGGGGCAACUGGUGGAGGCCAUAGAUGAGUAUCAGAUAUUAGCCCGGCAGUUACAGAAGGAAGCGCAGACGCCGGCCAACUCGUCUGACUUCACCGAGGACCAGAAGAAAACAAUUGGAAAAAUUUCAACAUGCCUAGAGCUGCGCGGCGCCGCCCUGCAGUCCACACAGUCUCAAGAAGGAUUCAAGCUGGAGGACAUCAAGAAACUAGAACCAAUACUGGACAACCUCCUGACAUACAAUAAAGAAUUCCCCUUUGAUGUUCAACCUGUUUCUUUAAGGAGGAUUUUAGCUCCAGGAGAAGAAGAGAAUUUAGAAGUGGAGGAGGAGGAGGAAGAGGAAGGAGGCGCUGGGGUCGGCUCUGCGGACUCUAUCCCUGCUCGAGUACCUGGAGCCAUCCAAGGAACUCUCCUGCCCAGACUGCCCUCCGAGCCUGGCAUGACCCUCCUCACCAUCAGAAUUGAGAAAAUUGGUUUGAAGGAUGCUGGUCAGUGUAUUGACCCCUACAUGACGGUCAGCGUGAAGGAUCUUAACGGCAUUGAUUUGACGCCCGUUCAGGACACGCCCAUGGCGGCCAGGAAGGAGGACACAUACGUGCAUUUUAAUGUUGAAAUUGAAAUCCAGAAGCAUGUUGAAAAACUUACGAAAGGGGCCGCAAUUUUUUUCGAGUUCAAGCACUACAAGCCGAAGAAGCGUUUUACAAGCACAAAGUGUUUUGCCUUCAUGGAAAUGGAUGAAAUCAAAUCAGGCCAGAUAGUAAUAGAACUCUACAAGAAACCGACAGACUUUAAACGGAAGAAACUGCAGCUGCUAACCAAGAAGCCACUGUAUCUCCAUUUACACCAGACAUUGCACAAGGACUGACCACUCUGCCGUCUUCCACCUCUCUACCCCAUAGAAGUGUCUCUCGCGGGUCGCGCUCCUCCAGGACGUACUGGUGCCAACCCUGCAGCGUGACGUCCCACAGCAAUAAGAGCCCACAGGACCCCAGCCAUCUGCCCACAAUAGAACUUUGGUGACCGGUUCACUUCUGUAUAUAACUCAUCACACGCUGCGGCCAGAGCCUCCACCGGCAGCAGUGGGUUGUUUGUUGUUUUAAUCCCCCGUUUCCGCAUCAUAACUAAAAUAAUUGCCAUUGAAAAAAAAAAAUCCUGAAUUUUA